Trichophyton rubrum CBS 118892 is the source of this 405-nucleotide messenger RNA. RefSeq lists its product as uncharacterized. Bases 1 to 405 code for a protein of 134 amino acids. NCBI's taxonomy places the organism in Eukaryota, Fungi, Ascomycota, Eurotiomycetes, Onygenales, Arthrodermataceae. The transcript has 2 exons. The record is from RefSeq and is a predicted model, not a curated record.
AUGCCUCCAAUACUGUCACUCGAUGAUGCGAUGACAAAGGUCUCCAAAACAGCAGAAACAAUAAGGUUACGGGGAAAUAUAAAACCACACGAAGAAAAACGCAUACAAGAGGCGUUUGCCUUGCUUGCUAGAGAACCUGCAUCUGCACCCAGUGCGAAAACGAAGGGGCGACGGAAUACAUUCCGGGAUUUCUUGAUCAAGUUGAACGAUUAUAAUUGCGGUCCGCAGUUCGUCGUACUUUGCGUGGUUGGUCUUGGUCAAUCGGUGAUCGCAUCGAUGAAAGAAGGAAUCCGUCUCCGUUUGCCGCCUGAAAUAAAAGACCACGCACACACAUUAACAGGCCCGGUCUUGCAGCGCCUUACGGAGGACUGUCUCAAGAAAGUCUUCGCUUCGCUCCGACAAUAA